Brachypodium distachyon (stiff brome) is the source of this 1261-nucleotide messenger RNA. RefSeq names its product ethylene-responsive transcription factor ERF038. Gene Ontology annotation, molecular function: DNA binding; DNA-binding transcription factor activity. The record is from RefSeq and is a predicted model, not a curated record. The transcript has a single exon. Gene Ontology annotation, biological process: regulation of DNA-templated transcription. Lineage: Eukaryota; Viridiplantae; Streptophyta; Magnoliopsida; Poales; Poaceae. Bases 128 to 841 code for a protein of 237 amino acids.
AUAAAAACCCCAACUCCCGCUUCCUCCUCUCGCAUCGCAUCCCACCGGAGAGAGAGCAACACAUAUCCUCGUGCUUUCCCGCACAGUCACGCUCUCUCCCAACCAACUCCACCAAGUGUUAGCAGCCAUGGGCGCCAUGGAGGAUUGCUCCUCCGGCUCCGAUGCCACCACCUCGUCUUCAACGGAGGUCCUGGCCUCGUCGCAGCCGGCGUCCCCGACGGCCACCACCGCGUCGUCGUCCGCCGAGGAGAAGAAGAAGAAGAAGCGCCCUGGCCCGCGCAGCGACGACGGGCGGCACCCGACUUACCGCGGCGUGCGGAUGCGGAGCUGGGGGAAGUGGGUGUCGGAGAUCCGGGAGCCCCGCAAGAAGUCCCGCAUCUGGCUCGGCACCUUCGCCACGGCGGAGAUGGCCGCGCGCGCGCACGACGUGGCCGCGCUCGCCAUCAAGGGCCCCCGGGCCGCGCACCUCAACUUCCCCGACCGCGCGCACGAGCUCCCGCGGCCCGCCACCGCCGCGCCCAAGGACGUCCAGGCCGCCGCCGCGCUCGCCGCCUCCGCGGAUUUCUUCCCGACGGCCUCCUCUGCCGCCAUUGAUGCCGGCGACGGCGCCAAGCAGAACCACGACCAUGAUGGCCCGGACGCCGACUCCGCUUCGCCGCCUGCAGACGCCGCCGAUGACGCGCUCUUCGACCUCCCUGACCUCCUCCUCGACCUCAGACACGGCCCUCCGUCCUGCCAGCUCUCCUGCGCUUCCUCGUGGGACGACGACGUCGCUGCAGCCCAAUUCGUCGGCGCCGGCUUGUUCCGCGGCCUCGAGGAGCCACUGAUGUGGGAGUACUAGCUAAAGCAAAGCGCUACGUACUGCAGUAAUUAACUCGCUCAGGUGCCAUCGACGACGGCUCGUAGCUAGGCUCCUCAUUUCAUUUCACCACAUUGGACCAGAAAUCAUGGAGCAGAAACCAUUGGUGAACCAAAAAAAAAAAGGAAAACGAAAACAAUUGCUGCCUGCUCUUUGCUGAAUAUAGGAACCAGGCCAUGUACAAAACUAAACUUUGUCUCCUUAUCGCGUUCGCUUUGCUUGGAUUGUGGGGCAAGAAUAUGGGUGUGCAAUUAACAGCGCAUCUCCUUUCCUUUUUUCUUUUCUUUUUCACCCCCGUAGCGUUUCUUUUAGCGGUAGUGCUAAAGGUGUCGUUGAUCUACAGGAGGAUUUGGACUAAUGUCGACACGAAAUGCUUUAAAGAUCGAUGCGCCUUUUAAAUUA